Molecule: messenger RNA, 2214 nt
Organism: Onychostoma macrolepis
Lineage: Eukaryota; Metazoa; Chordata; Actinopteri; Cypriniformes; Cyprinidae
Gene: nt5c1bb
Product: 5'-nucleotidase, cytosolic IB b
Biological process (GO): nucleotide metabolic process; adenosine metabolic process
Cellular component (GO): cytoplasm; cytosol
Molecular function (GO): magnesium ion binding; nucleotide binding; 5'-nucleotidase activity
Source: RefSeq, a predicted model, not a curated record
GCGUCAAACGGAACGCCUCCUUCUCAGCAUCCAACCCCUUCACAUUUCCGCGAUGUCUGACAUCCAGCCCUGCCUCAACAUAGGAAGUCAAGCACGCACACCAACAUUAACAGACAAUUUACAGUUAUUAAGAUACAAUGAGCGAAAUAAAACAAAAAGUGGCUUCAACUGCCAAAAAGGAAGCUACAACAGAGGAAAAGGACUGGGCAGCUGCUAAAGCGCACUUUGAAAACUUAAAAUCAACAAAACCGAGACCCCCCAAGCCGAAAUAUGCAGUUACUAUCGCAGUUUCUUCCCGCACCUUGUUUGAUAUGGUGGCAGAAAGGAAGAUAUUUGAGGAAGAAGGAGUGGAGAAGUAUGUUCAACAUCAGCAAGAGCACGAGAAUGAGCCACUGAAACAAGGACCUGCUUUUCCUUUCGUUAAAGCACUGAUGGCUGUAAAUGAACGGCUGAGGAAUCUCUAUCCUGACAGUGAAGAGCUGUUUGACAUUGUUCUCAUGACAAAUAAUCACGCCCAAGUUGGGGUGCGACUUAUUAACAGCAUAAACCACUAUGAUCUGACGAUAGAGCGAUUCUGCAUGACUGGAGGUCAGAGCCCAAUUGGCUACCUCAAGGCCUACAUGACUAACCUGUAUCUCUCCAAAGACUCCAUGAAAGUCCAGGAAGCCAUUGAGGAGGGAAUAGCAGCAGCCAUAAUGUUUAAGCCUGAUAUGGAGUCUCAGCUGUCUGAGACUCAGCUGCGCGUGGCUUUCGAUGGGGAUGCUGUGCUCUUCUCUGAUGAGUCGGAGAUCAUAGUGAAACAGCACGGCCUGGACACAUUCUUUGAGCAUGAAAAACAACAUGAGAAUAAACCACUCGCACAGGGUCCUCUUAAGUGCUUUCUGGAGGCUCUAGAACUCCAGAAGAAAUUCUACGCCAAAAACGAGCGACUGAACUGCCCUAUACGCACCUUCUUGGUGACGGCCAGAAGCGCGGCCAGCUCUGGGGCCCGUGUGCUUAAGACACUCAGAAGCUGGGGCCUGGAGAUCGAUGAGGCUUUGUUCCUUGCUGGGGCCCCUAAAGGACCCCUGCUGCAUAAGAUUCGCCCACACAUAUUCUUUGACGACCAGAUGUUCCACAUUGAGGGGGCCAAGGAGAUGGGCACUAUUGCUGCCCACGUGCCCUAUGGGAUAGGACAGAAAUAUAACAAAGGGAAGCUGAUUGAACCAGAAAAGCAGCAGAAAUAAGAGCUUGUAAUGAUGUUACAGGUCAGCCACAAAGGGAGUUCCUUAGAUAGCUUAUAAUGUUUAGAUGAAGACAUCCUCACCUUACUUUCAAUGCUUUACGGUGCAAACAUGUCAUAGGAACUGCUGUGUAGAAGUAUGUUUUCUGAACAUACUUAUUUUUUCUCGCACAAAGACUUUGCUAAUGAAAUUGUUUUAUUAGCAAUGCUGGAAAAUUAUUUUUAGUUUAUUGGACAUAUCUGUCUAUCUGUAUAUCUAUCUAUCUAUCUAUCUAUUUCAUUUUUUAUAAAUCGUUAUAUAGAUAUAUAUGUUUACUAUAUUUAAAAGGAGUAUUUUGAGGAGAUUUGUUUUUAAUAGGGUUCAUAUAACAAUAAGAUUUGCAUUAUAUAUUAUAUAGGGCUGUUUUAAAACUUGAAAAUUAAACAUACACUUUGAAAUGUUUUUUGAUGUUCAUAAUUGAUAUUAUCUGGCUGUUCUAAAUGCAGUUAUUUUUGAGGAGGAAAGUACAUCACAGUGAGACCUUCAUUAUCAUUAUUAGAGUAUUCUCUGCAAUUCAGGACUAUCAUCUGCCCAUUAUGCUGCUUCGUGGUUGCAAACAUUUACUGCGGUGCUAUGUUCGAGGUUAAUUUGCUUUCCACACAUUGCUUGUUUUGCAAAUGACAGUUACAUAAUAUGUUGAUGUCUCUGCUUGUAUUAAAAUGAUAAGAAACACUAUCGAUUGGCAUUAAGGGCAUGUUGCAUGUCACUGAAUUGCAUAAUCAUUUUGUUGUUAAUAUGAUGUCAACAUAAGCUCUUAAACUCCGAAUGUAAAUGCACUGCCAUUUGUAUGUUUACCUGUGAUGAAGCAGUUUCACUAAAUGACGUUUUAUGCUACAUUGGUUUUGUUUUGGUUUUAGGCUGUUUUGUUUUGGGUUGAGGUAAAAUUGAAUUCAAGACUUGUAUUUGGGAAAAAUAAAGGUUUUUAGAUGUCAAAAAAACUUUGUUGGAGUCA